GCUGACUUCACCCCAAACAGGAAGAGGAAGCGACCAACCAGUCAAGAUGAUAUAGCUAAGUGGUUUGUUUGUUUGUUUUACUUGAUAAGAGAAAAGUUCAAAGUGAAAAGAUGUUUGGUGGGGAAGAUGAAGACGGAGACUUUCUGUCCCCCUCAGGAGGAGCCAAGUUGGCUUCCCUUUUUGGACUAGACCAGGUAACCAGUCAAGGAAAUGAUUCCUUUCAGUAUACAGCCCCCAAACAGCCCAGGAAGACCUCCAGUCAAGCACCAGAGAGUCAGAAACAGCCUGGAGCUCCUGCAGUGUUACUCGCCUCUGCAGUUCAGGCCUUUAAAUAUACUAACGGACAAUACAUGAAGCAAGGAAAGCUGGGAGCAGCUGUGCUGGGCAACCACACAACAAAAGAGUACAAGCUUCUGCUGUAUUUGAGCCAACAGAAACCAGUGACUGCUGCCAGGAUUCAUGUGGGCUUUUUUUUUACGGUACAGCUAAACAAUUACUGCACGUUUUAUGAUGACCAGAGGCAGAACUGGUCCCUGAUGUUUGAAUCAGAGAAAAAUGCAUCAGACUUUUGCAAAGAGGUAUGUCUGGCCAAAGCAAACUGUUCCUCCUCUUUAGACUCUGUGGUGACUCAGGAUCUUAGUCUUGGUGAGGGCCAAGUGGUGGAGAGUGGAGACUCUGUGGAGGUGGUGUACACGGGCUGGCUCCUGCAGAACCACGCCAUCGGACAGAUGUUUGAUUGCAACCAGAACAAAGACAAGCUGCUACGACUUAAAAUCGGAGCUGGGAAAGUAAUCAAAGGAUGGGAGGAAGGAAUGCUGGGAAUGAAGAAAGCUGGCCGUCGUCUCAUUAUCAUCCCGCCCACUCUAGCUUAUGGAUCCAAGGGGGUUCCGAACAGUAUACCGCCUAACAGCACUCUGAUCUUUGAAGUGGAGCUACGACGGGUGAAGUUUUCCAAAGACAGUGGUUCUGAUCAGGCAAGUUCCAGCUCCAGAGAAUCUGCUGCUCCCUCCCUGGCACCAUCUCCAUCCCCCAGUGUGGAAAAUUUGAUCUCAGACCCUCCAAUGCUGUCAUCUUCUUCAGCUUCUGGCAAACCAGGGGAGCCGCCACUUCGAGCCAAGUCGAACUCUCUGAGUGAACAGCUGGGGCAGCAUCCAGAUGCCACUAAAGCCAAGCUGAUUUCUCGCAUGGCGAAGAUGGGGCAGCCCAUGCUGCCCUUUAUGACCGGAGCUGCCAGCCAGCCUGAGUCUAGUGACUCUGAGCUGGAGCUUCAUCUCCAGGACACCAGCAUCAACAGAGUGAAGGAUUGUCCUACAGCUCCAUCUCCAGUGCCGAUCACAGCUGCCACCCCAGCUUCUACACAGAUCCAUCCUCAUCCUUACAGCGCUCCGUCGUCCGCCUUACUUCCCAUCAUUCCUUCUGUUGGCCCUUAUCCUGGGCUCCCUGGAAGCAGCCAUGCUUUUCAGACUUCUGCAGUUCCUUCUCAUAUGCAGGCCGUCGGCCAAGUCUACCCUCCUCAGACUGUCCCAUACGUGGGUUCUGGGGAUUUGACUUCCUUCUUAAUGACGGAGGCUCGGCAGCACAACACAGAGAUCAGGUUAGCCAUGGGAAAAGUAGCAGAUAAGGUGGAUCAUCUAGCCUCCAAGAUUAGUGAUCUUGAAAGGCAGGGAGCUCAUUCUGUUGGUGUAGCUGGUAUGACGAUGGAAACAUCUAUGAUGGUGCACAAUAUUAACCGAAUUGUUCAGGAAAACGAAUCUUUGAAAAAGGAAAUGUUUGAGAAAAGCUCUCGUAUUGAGGAGCAGAACCGUAAGAUUGGGGAUCUCAUCAACCAGAACCAGAAGUACAUGGAGCAGAGUCACCAGCUGCUGGAGCAGAGGAACGACUCCCUCAAGUCCUCCAGUGAACAUAACCAGGCCCGAUUACUGCAGGCUGAGCAAGACAAGGUCUGUCUGACAGAGGAGCUGGCUACGUCCACCGCACGGGUAUCUCAGCUGCAGCUUGAAGCAUCAACUCACCAACAGAAGGCUGCAAAGCUGCAGUGUGAACUCAGCUCAGCAUUGCAGGACAACGAGAGCCACUGCAAACACAUUGCCUCUCUGGAAGCACAGCUAGAAGAGCUGAAGGAGGCAGCGGAGAGGACUCAGACUCAGUACCGCUCAGAGAAGCAAAGACGCAAAGAGAUGGAGCUGAGACUCACGGCCAUGGAGGAGGAACUGCAGGACCUAAAAUCUGAUAAAGAAAACCUAGAACGAACUGUGUCUGAAAGGAAGAAGAAAUGGCUGGCAGAACGUCAGCAUCGGGAUGAGGAAGUGGAAGAGCUCCGGAAGAGCAGCCUGCAGGAGCUAGACAACCUCCGAGCUCAGCUCCGUAAGGCCAGGACCUGCAACGACAGUGCUGCAUCUGAGCAGCUCUCUCAGCUGCAGGCAGACCUUGAGGAAGAAUGGAGGAGGAAGACUGAGCAGAUCUUGGUUGUAGCUAAAGAACAGCACCACAGAGAGCUGUCUAAAAUAAUGGAGAACAGGGAUACACUUCAGGAAAAGCUAACUGGACUGCAAGAAAAGUACUUGGCCUUGGAGCAGCAGGGAGGCGCUGUGAAGGAAAAGCUGGAAAGACGAGUGGCUGAACUGGAGAGGGAAGCGGAAGUGCAGGAGAGUGCAAAGGAGACAGCAGCAGAGGUGAAACGUGUGAUGAAUGGAGUGUUUCAUUCUCUGCGGGCAGAGUUUGAGCUCAGUGAAACCUACAGUGGCCAGGCUGUGCUGGGGGUGAUUGUCACUACUAUUAAGAAUGUAACGCUACAGUUGCUCAGUGGCACUAAAACCAGAUCCCCACUGAAACCAGAUAACAGGGAAGAGGAAAAUGAAGACAAUGAAAGUGAGGAUGUGAAAAAACUGGAGCAGAAAUGUCAUGUUCACGUUAACGGGGAAAGAGAAGUGAAAGAGAAGAAGAUCGUAGAGGAGGAACAUGUGGCCCAUGCAGAUUAUCAUCAAGUCAACGAGGCCCAGAUGGUUCAGGACGUGAAACCAGAAACCGUAACUAAGUCAGAGGCACCAAGCCAGGCAGAGGAUUCUGAGGCUUCUGACGUCCAUCCAGUUUCCAGCGCUGAGCCUGCAUCCCAAGAUCCAGAAACAGAACCUGUAGAGUCUGUGGUCCAACAGGAACAGGAGCAGCCCUCUGCCUCUGACACAUGUACUACAGAAAAAGAUUUGAACAAGUGUUUGCCUCCUGUUUGUAGACCUGAUGAGAGCUCAGUGCCUGAGGAUGCUGAAGAAGAAUCUGCUGGAGAGAACAGUGGGGUAGAUUUAAAGACAGAGACACAAAGUGUGGAAGAUACAGAUCAUGCAGAUCAUAUUAGAGAAAUAACUGCCUCUGCUUCUCUGAAAGCAUUUGGACCCCCAGCCAACCCACCUCCACCCCCAACUGUUGAACAGAGCAGCUCUGCAGAGGACACAAGUCUGACUGGAGGAAUGGGAGAAGAAUCAAUUUUCCAGGUCACGCCUCCUGCCAAACCCCCUGCUGGUGCAAGUGAGGAGGAAGAGGAGGAGGAGAUGAGCUUAAAGGGGCGUCCACCGCCGGCCCCUCUGUUCGGUGAGGAGGAGGAGGAUGAUGAUCUGGACUGGAUGAACUGACUUCACAGUCCAGUCCUUAUUUCCUUUACCAAAAUCAGACCUGGUUGUUGUUUUUGCUCGUUGGAGUUCUGAAUGUGACCAGACAUGCUCCUGCUGAUGGACUGAACAGAGCAGAUGAGCGACUCAUCUGCCGCCGCAGCUUCCAGGACAGAAACCCAGCCACCUCACUCUCUGAUUGUGGUAGAUAAAACAGUUCUGUACUUCACUGAAGAAUCAAAUCCCUUUAUUUAAUUUUGAAAUAAACUGUUGAGUAUCUUAUUUUUUACUUAGCACUUAGCAGAUCAGUUUUUUUUAAUCACCAUCAAUUAACUUUUCAGGGUUUUAAACGAUAUGACCCAGUUUUGAAGUAUAGAACUUUUACAGUUUUACUAACAUCAGAAUUAGGUUAGAAAAAAAUUAGCCUGACCUUGGAUUGUUUUUGAAUCUUAAACAUUUCCUUGUGAGCAGUUUGAUAAUGAAGAAAUCAGGAAUUUAACUACUGGAUGUCAGCCUUCUGGUUAUUUGGCAGAUCUGUCCUAAAUGUAAUUAAAUGAUUCCUACAGUA
Molecule: messenger RNA, 4167 nt
Organism: Girardinichthys multiradiatus
Lineage: Eukaryota; Metazoa; Chordata; Actinopteri; Cyprinodontiformes; Goodeidae
Gene: fkbp15b
Product: FKBP prolyl isomerase family member 15b
Exons: 28
Coding region: 111-3623 (1170 amino acids)
Cellular component (GO): growth cone
Molecular function (GO): peptidyl-prolyl cis-trans isomerase activity
Source: RefSeq, a predicted model, not a curated record